Hyaloscypha bicolor E is the source of this 3036-nucleotide messenger RNA. Its product is annotated as DNA excision repair protein-like protein. Gene Ontology annotation, molecular function: ATP binding; ATP-dependent chromatin remodeler activity. The record is from RefSeq and is a predicted model, not a curated record. The transcript has 6 exons. Lineage: Eukaryota; Fungi; Ascomycota; Leotiomycetes; Helotiales; Hyaloscyphaceae. The coding region runs from base 1 to 3036 and encodes 1011 amino acids.
AUGGCGCAAAUGGCGCGUGGAGAAGGUUACCGGGAGGAGCAGACCAGCGACGAAGAUGAAAUCGUAGGCCCAGCCCGAUCCGAAAGCGAUACCGACUCCGAUGUCGAGAUACCAGAUGUGAGACCCUCUCCGAAGCGCAAGUUAGAUGGCAAACCAUUAGAUAAGGGGAAAGGGAAGAUGGAGAAGUCUCUCUUCUCGGAUGACGAGGAUAUCUACGAGAAAUUCAAGAACAGGAAAUCGGAGAAGAGAAAGCAAACAGCUGCUACGAAGAAGAAAUUAGCUACGAAGACGAAAGAUGCAAUCGCAAGUAGGAAAAAGGCCAAGGAUAAUGGAGAGGAACCAGCGGCCAAGAAGCAAAGGAUAUGGGGCGAAGAGUCGGACUAUGAGAUGGACGAGGAUAUUCCCGAUUAUCUGCAUCAACGCAGAAAGGAGUUCGAAUCGAACUAUCAUAAGUUGGCUGAGGGAGGCCUCCGUCUUCCGCCAAGGUACGAUGAGAUUGAAUUCUCGGAUGAUGAGAUGCUUGCGGAAUUGGAGGAACGACCAGACUUCCCUCCCACUGUCGAGACCUCGAGGCCGUAUAAGGAUAUCGAACUGCCGCACUCUCUGGGUGUUAUACCGGCUUCCAUUGCCCAGUAUUUGCGAGAUUAUCAAGUCGACGGCGUUGCCUUUCUGCACGAGUUAUUCGUGUACCAAAAGGGUGGUAUUCUUGGCGACGAUAUGGGUUUAGGCAAGACUGUACAAGUUGCUGCAUUUUUGACCGCGGCAUUCGGCAAAACUGGCGAUGAGAGGGAUGCAAAGCGUAUGCGAAAGAUGCGAAGAUCUCGAUCCAAACCAUGGUACCCUAGAGUACUGAUUGUCUGCCCUGGGUCUCUAAUCGACAACUGGAAGAACGAGCUGGCACGGUGGGGCUGGUGGCAAGUCGAUAAAUACCACGGAACUGCUCCUGAGAGAGAGGCAGUUCUUCAAGCUGCUAUGUCAGGACGGCUCGAGGUUGUCAUCACUACCUACACAACCUAUCUUUACCACAAGAGCGAAGUGAACAUGGUCGUAUGGGACUGUGUGGUUGCAGAUGAAUGCCACAUUCUGAAAGACCGGAAAUCGCAAACGACGCAAGCCAUGAAUGAGUUAAACGCAUUGUGUAGGAUCGGUCUCACGGGAACGGCGAUCCAGAACAAGUACGAAGAACUCUGGACGCUCCUGAAUUGGACGAAUCCAGGCCGUUUUGGGCCUUUGUCUACCUGGGUAUCGAGUAUCAGUGAUCCAUUGAGGAUAGGGCAAUCCCAUGACGCCACAUACCAUCAAUUGAAGCAAGCACGGCAAACGGCGAAAAAGCUGGUCGAAAACUUGUUGCCGCAGUUCUUCCUCCGCCGCAUGAAAAGCCUUAUUGCUCAUCAAUUGCCAAGAAAGACGGACAAGGUAGUGUUCUGCCCGCUCACUGAUCUCCAAAAAUCUGCGUAUGAACUUUUCCUCGAGAGUGAUCUUGUUGAGAUUGUCAAAGAGUCCUCGGAAAUGUGCGAAUGUGAGUCGGGGAAGAAAAAGGGAUGGUGCUGCUAUACCCAUACACCAGACUCCAAUACGAAGUGGCAGGCACUUGUAUUCCCUGUUAUCAUGACACUGCAGAAGUUGUCAAAUCACCUCGCACUUCUGAUUCCGAACUCUCUGGAUGCGGGUGAGAAGCAACAACGUGAUUUGGAGUUUCUGCAGAAGAUGGUGCCGGAUCGAUGGGAAGAGCUCUAUGCGAACCGAGAAUCCCUGUUUAAUCUUUCCAAUCCUGACUUCUGCGGAAAGUGGAAAAUUCUCAAGAAACUCCUCAAGUUCUGGCAUGAGAAUGGGGACAAAGUUCUCAUUUUCUCACACAGCGUUAGGCUUCUGAAGAUGUUGGAGCAUUUGUUCAAGCAUACGAGUUACAAUGUCAGCUUUCUCAGUGGAUCAAUGCCGAAUGAAGAUAGGCAAAAGACAGUUGAUGACUUCAAUUCCGAUCCUGGGCAGUUUGUGUUUCUAAUCUCGACAAAAGCUGGAGGCGUUGGUCUCAACAUUACCUCCGCUAAUAAAGUCGUGAUUUUCGACCCUAAUUGGAAUCCGAGUUAUGACCUGCAAGCUCAAGAUCGAGCAUAUCGUAUUGGACAACUCCGCGAUGUCGAAGUCUACAGAUUGGUGUCUGCCGGAACAGUAGAAGAGAUAGUCUACGCUCGCCAAAUCUACAAACAGCAGCAGGCCAACAUCGGUUACAAUGCCUCCACAGAACGUCGAUAUUUCAAAGGCGUUCAAAACGCAAAGGAUCAAAAAGGCGAGAUCUUUGGCCUCGACAAUCUGUUGACAUUCCAUGGAGAUGAUAUUGUUCUCAGAGAUAUCGUCAACAAAACCAACGUCGCAGAAGCCAGGCGAGGCGUCGAGAUCAUGGACUUCGACAUGGAUGAUGCUCUGAACGACGAGGACAACCCUCUAAAGGUCGAAGAUGAUAGCAAAGGGGAUGCAGCAAUGUCACAGCUCGUUGCUCUUAUCACCGAAGGAGAAGACCCGAAGAAGAAGAUAAAGAAGGAGAAGCCCAAAACCGAUGCUAUCCAAGCGAUUCUCGCCGCUGCUGGGGUGGAGUAUACGCACGAGAAUUCCGAAGUCGUGGGUUCAUCAAGAGUCGAGGCUGAGCUUAGCAGGCGGGCAGAAGAGGCUGGGAAUGAUGUCGACUAUGGCGAAGAACGACUGUUUUCUGAGUCUCGGGCGGGAUUGGGGACGCUGGGGAAGAUCCAGUAUAGGUUUCAUCCUCCGGAGGGCGUUAUGAUGAGGCAAUUUUGUACAAUGGCCAAGACGUUUGGGUUUGCCAGCGCUACGGAGUUCGCGUUUGUGGUGGAAGGAUGGACUCAGAAGCAGAGGACGGACUGUUUGGAGAGAUUCUAUCUGAAGAGGAAGGAGAGACUUGCCGAGAUGGAUGCAGAGAAUGGUAGGGUUGAGAGCGUGUAUGAUACCACGGCGGAUCUGGGUGUUGAUACGAGCAUGGAUCUUGGCGUUGAUGAUGGCGAAACGGACGAUGAUGAAUUAUGA